Messenger RNA from Chroicocephalus ridibundus (black-headed gull), 3030 nucleotides. It is a transcript of the gene TINAG, whose product is annotated as tubulointerstitial nephritis antigen. The record is from RefSeq and is a predicted model, not a curated record. Gene Ontology annotation, cellular component: lysosome. The transcript has 11 exons. The coding region runs from base 126 to 1535 and encodes 469 amino acids. Gene Ontology annotation, biological process: proteolysis. NCBI's taxonomy places the organism in Eukaryota, Metazoa, Chordata, Aves, Charadriiformes, Laridae. Gene Ontology annotation, molecular function: cysteine-type peptidase activity.
UCUGCAGCUUCCUGUUCAGAUUUCUUUCCGAAUACUAACUGAAGGUAUUACAUCUACAGUAAAUGAACAUUUACUGAUAAAUUGAAGCACAGAGACCCUCAAAAAAGGCUGAAAGAGGCAGAAGAAUGUGGCUCAAAAGUCAGAUAUUGCUCUUAUAUUGCAUUGCGAGUGAAGUUUGGAUGGCAAAGCAGCUUGACUCGAGAAGAAACGUCCCCCGAGGACUUUACUCUGUUGAAGACGGUGGUUCUGCAAAGUGGAACAGGCUAAAAAGGAGUUUGUAUCAGGGAAGGUCCUGCAGGGCACGGGGCUGUUGCACAGGAAGAGAUGAUGCCUGCAGCUUUAACAUCGUCUCCAAAGCAGCUAUAUGUUACUGUGACCAGUUCUGUGCCUCCAAUUCUCCUGGCCCUGUAGACUGUUGUGCUGACUACUGGGAUGUCUGUGACCACCCCGUUGAGCCCACCAGGUCAGAUGAGCCUUGGCCACCUCCAACGUCGGGUUGUUAUAAAGACGGCCGAUAUUACGGAGAAGGAACAAUAAUUAAAGACAACUGCAAUUCCUGCAAAUGCUUCCAAAGUCUCUGGAAGUGUUCAAAAGAAGUGUGCCUUGUUCGCCAAGACUUAAUUCAGCACAUCAAUUCUGGAGAUUAUGGAUGGAAGGCUGACAACUACAGUCAGUUCUGGGGAAUGACAGUGGAAGAAGGUUUCAAAAAGCGCCUGGGCACCUUCCCUCCAUCUCAUUCUUUGCUGAAUAUGAGAGAAAGUCCAGGAAACUCACUUCCAGAAGAAAAAUUUCCUGCAUUUUUUGCAGCCACUUAUGCUUGGCCUGAGUGGAUUCAUGAUCCUCUGGAUCAACGAAACUGUGGAGCAUCCUGGGCUUUUUCAACCGCAAGUGUUGCAGCAGAUAGAAUAGCAAUUCAUUCUAAGGGUCAGAUCACAGACAACCUUUCCGCUCAGAAUUUGAUCUCUUGUGAUACCAAGAAUCAACAUGGAUGUAAUGGUGGAAGUAUUGAUGGUGCUUGGAGAUAUCUGAAAACACAUGGGGUUGUAUCCUAUGCUUGUUAUCCAUCAUUUUGGAAUGAUCACCUGGAACCAUCAGGUGAAAAUCACUGUUAUGUGUCAAGCGAAAUCGGAAAAAACUAUACAAAUGGGCCAUGUCCCAAUGCUUUAGAAGAAUCCAAUCGGUUAUACCGGUGUGCAUCCCACUACAGGGUCUCCUCAAAAGAAACUGAUAUAAUGAAAGAAAUCAUGGACAAUGGACCAGUGCAAGCUAUAAUGAAAGUGUAUGAAGAUUUUUUCCUUUACAAAGAGGGAAUCUAUAGACACUCUCAGAAAGCAGGAUCUAAAUGGAAAACUCAUUCAGUCAAACUCCUUGGGUGGGGAGCACUAGCUGACAAAAAUGGCCAGAAACAGAAGUUCUGGAUUGCUGCAAAUUCAUGGGGAAAAUAUUGGGGAGAAAACGGUUAUUUUAGGAUUCUACGUGGACAAAAUGAGUGUGAUAUCGAGAAGCUGAUUUUAGCUACUUUGGGACAGCCAUAGUCUUCUACUCUCUUUCCAUUGUUGCAUAUUGAGUCUUUCUAGAGAAAUAAAAGCGUCUUCUCUGUAAGUUACCUUGCUUUCUAUUAUGGCUUAUUAAGGCUUCCAGAGUCGAACAAGCCACAGCCAUCACAAGACUCUCAGAUCUUACCUGGUACAAACACUCUUUUAUACUAAUAGCAAGUCGUACCCAGGACUGCUGAAAACCUUGGUGUCACAGAGCAGGAAGCUCCCUCCUCUGUUAUUUACAUCUAGUACUACUCCCAUCUCACUACUAGUUUGUUAUAUUGCUUAAUGGUUGAUUCAACAGUGCCUGAAAUAAAUGGAGUUACAUCGUUAGCAUUAAUGUCUUUACAGUACAUACACUGGUCACAAAUCACGUUAGAAAUAUUAUGCGCUCUUCCACACAGAAUUGUCUCAGACAGCUCAUGGUCAUACUGGAUAAAAAGUUCCAAAGAAAUGUAAAGAGAGUUCUGAUCCUGUUGCAGAAUAAUUAUUUCCUAUCCUAGCUUAGGUAAAUUGUAUCUAUCAUCUCUUCCAGGAAAUUAAUUUUUUAGUAGUAGACUUCACAAAGAUGAUGCAUUUAGAGUAAUACAACAAUUACUUGCAGUGAAACAUCAUAUUCCUGUUCCCACAACCACAAUUAAAACUGUACGAUUUUAAUAAUUUGUUUAAUUAAAGGAAAAUAAAGAAGAAAAUGUAAUUUCUCCUCAAUUAAGUCUAGACUACACUAAUUCCUGAACUGCUUGCCUUCCACUUACUGUUUAACCUGGGAACAGGCAUGUGCCACCAUUCCCAAAAGCUGUUUCCGAUGGAUAAAGAUGGAAAAGACAUUCUGUUGUUUGUCUCCACUAGGAUCAGCGGGGUCAUUAACGCAGAGAAGACACCCACAGCCCCUGCACUCCUAACGCUCCCGGAGCUGCUUCUGUCUGAAGAGAAAGCCUUAAUGGCACGCAUCCCCUCCUAUCAGCACUGCUACAAGUCUUGACAGGCUUGAGGACUGUUUUGCUUAUUUGUUAAUUAAAAUAUGGUUAUUGCAAUGAUCAAUAUAAGAAGAAAUUAACUACUUUCCACCCCUUUUAGUUUCAGCUAAUCCAAAGGCCAGAUGCCAACAGGAAUCCUCAGUCAUAAAAUUAUCUGUGAAAGAAACAACGCUGGCAUGUUAAAUAGGUGAGGAAAAAAGCUGCCAUGAAAUUCCAGUAAACGAAGAAUUUCCAGUGAACAAAGAAUUUCCAGUGACACCUCCAGUGUCUUUAGUGCUGUGUCUUUUAUGCUUCAAAUGUCAUCAGAAAAGGAGUAAUAGCUUUUCCUUCAAGAACUUUUCAUGGUGGUGGUAUACAACAGAUGUCCUUGCCACUGAAAUAAUGUCUCUUAAACUAAACCUGGGUCACAAUUUAGGUUGCAUCACUACUGAAAGAGCUAUUAUUAAAAUGUUAGUAUCAUACUGCCGUACAACACGCACUUCUGUGGCCUCUAGUGUCAUAAAAUAAACCGAAUU